AAUCUUCCUUGAUUACAUAGUUCAUGAUAGUCGACGGACGGACUCCGCCAAUAUUCGUGCUGUAUUCCGCCAUUUGCGAUCGUUCGCUGCAUUCAUUUGCAUUUCGUUUCGUUCGUUGCGAUCCUCCACGUCGGCUUUUCUUUCCAUCACGCUUAGCGUUGCUGCUUUGCAUUAGGAGUACAAUGUCAUUUAAUCGAGGAGUGAAAAGAGAUGCCUUUGGGAAUCGAGGGAAUUUCAAUCGGAGCAGUAGCGGUGGUAAUAGAGUCGGGAAUAACAGCAUGGGAGGUAACAUGGGUGGAGGAAUGAGUGGGAGCAGUAUGAGUGGAAUGAAUCCCUGGGAGAGUGGCAUGAUGCCUGGCAGAGGCAUCCUGCCUACACCAAACAACAACCUCUCUCUAGCGUCGCCGCAGGCACAGUUAGCGAUCGCCAGCAACCUUCUGACAAAUCUACUUCGCAGUCAGCAAGAGGCACAGCCACAGCAGGUGCCGUCUCUCAUGAGUUUGGGGAAUAAUUAUUCUGGACCAGGACCAAAUUAUCCCAAUCAACAAAACUAUUCCUCCGGACGAUUUAACGAUCGACCGGCGCGACAUCCCCUGAAAAACCAACGUCCUCAGCCGUACAACAAGAUGGGCAAUCGAGCCCGAGAUGGCCCCGCUGGGCGACGUGGCCCAUCCGCACAACAAUCUCGUGCACCCCAGUCUGGCAGUCAACGUAUGAAUGGAAACCAAAUCCAACAUCGCAACGAUAAAUCUUCUAAACCAAUUCCUGCCUCUAAACAAAAUCAGACUGCCAAAAAGGAACAGCAGGAUGUUAAGACCUCUGAUAGUGAAAAAGCAGAACCGCCUGUUCCGAAAAGCAAUGAUGCAGAUGAAUCAGAGGAUAAGAAGCACGAUUGGAAGGAUGAGAAAAGCUCAGAAAUAAAAGAUGAAAAAACGGAAGAAGAAAAGACAGAAGAUAGCGAGAAAAAGAUGGAGAAGUCUGCUGCAGAAGAUUCUUCGAAAGAGGCGAAAGAUGAAAAAACCGAGAAAGAGAACACAAAAACGACUGGCAAGAAAUCGGAAGCUAGACACGCUGAAAGUCGUUAUGCCGAAGUUCCGAUGAAUCAUAUGUUUUGUCAUAUUUGCAAUAAGCAUAUGUGGGACGGAUUUUCCUUCGAGAAUCAUUUACGUGGACGUGCGCAUCAGCUGAUGAUGGAUAAGUUAGAUGAGUCAUACAAAUUGAAAGUCGAUCUGAUGAGACACGAGUUGCGAGUUGCCGAGGAGCAGCGUGAAUUGAGUUUGAACAACUCGAAACGCCGUGGCAAGAAAGUCUCUGUAGAUUUCAACGUGAGAGAAUAUUGUACGAUGUGCGAUCUGAACUUUUACGGAACUUUAUCUACACAUAGGAAGAGCGAAAAGCAUCAGCAACUGAAAACAUUCUUGCAUCCCCGAUGCUUUCCUUGUCUAAAAGAAUUCCCAUCUCGCAUAGAAUACGAUGAGCAUUGUUUAACACCCACUCAUAUGAAAAAUGCAGUUCAAUGCGAGGAACAACGGAAAAAUAAAAAGAAAGAUAAACUGGCAAAAGGAGAAGCUGAAGUUCGUACUGCGGAAGACGAGGAGAAAGAUGUUAGUAAUGAUUCGAAGAACGAAAAAGAAGAGGAUAAUACAAAUGCAGGGGAAUAUGAAUACAUCACAGAUAUUGUAGAAAAUCUAAUUGAUAAGAAAUUCAAGAUACCGUCUUACAAAUAUUGCCGUCAAAAUCAGAUCUUUAUUGGUAAAUCUAUGGUCAAAGAGAUCCAAGGAUUUUACUGUGAGCGUUGUCGAAGGUUUAUGCUCUUAGGUGAAGAUAUGAACGCUCAUUUACGCAGCAUCACACAUUAUCGAAGCUUUGUAGCAGAAGUGAGAUCGUUAACAUCGACCUCCCCUAGCAAAGUCACCCCAACUACAGAGUCGAAAGAAACUAAAGAAGCUGAUAAAAAUGAGAAAGAUGUUGAAGAUAAGGAUGAAUGCGAUGUACAAUGGAAACGUCGUAAGAUUAGCGACGAAAAAGAAGAUAAUGAUGAGCUGACAGAACAACAACAGAAUAAUACUGAUAACGAAAAUAUGUCACCGAAGAAAUCGGAUGGAGAGGAGAAAUAUGAUCCAUUGGAAGCCGAUGUCGCCGAAUCAGAGGAAGAGGAAAAUCGUGAGGCAGAAGAGGAAGAAGAGAAUGCGAAGGAGACUACUACGGGAAAUGCUACUAACGCGCAGGAUGCAAAAGAAUCAGUUGAUGAAAUAUGGACGGAUAUGGACAAUGAUAACGAUGUCGAAAUGGGUAAUCUGAUUGACGAGACGGACGAAAAAGAACAUGAAGAGGAAAAGUCUACGCAGAAGACAGAACGAAAUCAUAGUCCUCAAGUAAAGCAACCUCGAGGUCGUGGAUACGGACGUGGUCGUGGUGGUCCACGUGCCAGAAGAUCCCGGCGAUAAGGUAACACCGCGAUUUACGAAAAUAUGAAAGUAAACGCGAGAAAGAUGUCAAUGUUAAGGAAGUUCAAUUGCGUGUGUCGUAUUCAAAUAAGUUUUAAUUAUAACGAAUAAAACACGUUUUUAUCAUUGAAGCGUGUGAUAUUAAUAUUACGUAUUAAUAUUGCACAUAAUAGCAUUAACAUUAUGUGUGAACCUAUAUGAUAGUAAGUUCUUAGCAAUAAACGACCUAUUUCAUUAGCACCAUGUACUAGAAGAGUAUGUGCGUGAGAGAUGCAGAAAUUUUUGUAAAAAUGAUGAACUUUUAUCUAUAGGCAUGAUAAUCUUUCUCUCAUACUUUGAAACCAUUGCUGGCGCUAUAAAUGAUUAUUGAAAAAUUAUUGAACAUUAUAUCUUAUUUUAAAUAUAAUUAGGGGAAAUUAAUUGUGUAUACGACACCAAGAAACAGAAUAUUAUUUUAAGUGUAAACAAAAGUAUCUCUAUCGCAGUCUUAUUACACAUCUAAUAUGAUUAUACGUAAUCGAAAUACACAAUGUGAAAUUAAGGUUAUUGUCUCUUUGUUCUCUCCAUACAGGUAUAAGAAUAUUUUUAUGAUAUCACGUAUCGGCAAGCAUUGAUAUAAGUAGUAAAAAGGCUAUUUGAAAGUUGCAAUUAUGUUCCUAAACAAAGAUAAGUGAGUUCCCUUUAAGUUCCUCAAAUUUUGUUUUAAGAUCAUUGAGGUAAUAAUCUUAAAACAAAAAUUGAUUUAAUUCUAAAAAUUCUUUUAUAUAAAACAAUUAACUAACAAAUCGAGAAAAAAAUGAGAGUCUAACAGUUUUUUUUUUACACAAAUUUAUCAAAACAUGUAUUCCACUUCAUACAUUGAGUCGCAUAAUUACAUGCCAACUUGUUUAUUGUUGUAUUGAAUCGGUACUUACAUUUUUGUUAUUGUAAUUAGAUGAGGCAGUGUGCAGUUUAUAUUUUUUAUUGUACAAAUUUUUUCUUGUGCUAAUGGACUUUGCUUAAUGGUUUAAAAUGGGACUUUUAAAAUUCAGAAGACUUACAUUGGUUUCCAAAAUCAUUGGAUAUUUUUAUUCUAUCUUAAAAUCACACCUUGAAAAAGGCUCGAAUCAGAGCCAAAACGUUGAUACCAUGUAAUUAAUUAUGCAUCUCAAUGUACAGAGUAAAUACACGCUUUGAUAAAUUCGCGCAAAGAGAACUGCGUUAGAUUGUCAUAGACUUUCUAAUUGCUAGUUAAUUAUGGAAUUAAUAAUAAUUUUUCACUUUUAACAUUUAUAUAUUGAAAAAAACGAAACUAUGAAUGAUAAACAUUACAGAUUUUUAAUUUUGUAUCUUACUUUAAUGAUAUGUGUGUUGUAAUUAUUUUCAUAAUAAAAAAUGUUUCUAUGUAUGAAAAAACAGA
Solenopsis invicta (red fire ant) is the source of this 3846-nucleotide messenger RNA. It is a transcript of the gene Pep, whose product is annotated as zinc finger protein on ecdysone puffs. Gene Ontology annotation, cellular component: nucleus. The record is from RefSeq and is a predicted model, not a curated record. Lineage: Eukaryota; Metazoa; Arthropoda; Insecta; Hymenoptera; Formicidae. The transcript has 10 exons. Bases 24 to 2447 code for a protein of 807 amino acids.